Messenger RNA from Symbiodinium sp. CCMP2592, 1956 nucleotides. Lineage: Eukaryota; Dinophyceae; Suessiales; Symbiodiniaceae. The record is from the annotation of a GenBank genome assembly.
AUGAGGUGUGGUUCCAAGACUCCAACGGAAGGCAUUCGUCCAGCGGUUACCCGCCUGGAGCUGAGAGAGGAGAUUCAGGAGCAGCUGGAUGCAUUUCGACAGCUAGUCGUUGAGGACAUCGGCCUGCGAUUGCAGGAUGCUUUGUCGAUGCCGUCAGCUCCACCGUGGCAGGCCAAACCCCACAAGCCAAGGAAGAAGUCCGAGAUCUUGGCUCGCCCUCCUGAGCUGACAAGUCCAGAGACUUGCCCAGAGGAUGAGGACAUGGCUGAGAUCACGAAGAAGGGCUUUAGGAAGAAUAUUGAGUCGACGGCAGCUGCAGCAAUGGAGUCAAUGAUCCAAAGUCGGAGUCGCGGCGAGUACUCCUUGGUAUCCGGCGAGUCCAUUGAGGAUGCUCUGAUGGCAGACAGCGCAGGUCAUCUGCAGAUGAGGCAUCAGCUUGUGCCAGAUUCCGACAGAAAGUGGCUCGAGGACAGCGAAGUACCGUCCUCCUCAAGCCGGCAGCUUUGCUGCUCCGGGGGGCCAUCGGUCUUGCCGGAGACUCUAACAUCAAGGCUGAGAGGUCUUGUGGAGUCGGACGAAUUCGGCUAUGCUAUCACCGCACUUGUCAUGGUGAACGCGAUCCUUAUUGGUUUCGAGACUGACUACACGGCUCAGCAUGGAGGCGAUCGCAAGAUGCCUGGCUCGAAGAUAUUGGGACGGGUCUUCUGCUAUGUCUUCACUGCGGAAGUUGCCAUGAGGGUCUUGGUCCUGGGCGGCCGGGAUUUUUUCAUGGGCAGUGGCUGGAGAUGGAAUCUCUUCGACUUUCUCGUGGUUGGCUUGCAAUGGGCAGAGGAGGUUGUUGAUUGGAUUUCUGUUGGCACCGGCCGUGGCCACGUCCUGAACUUGGGCUUCCUGCGCAUCCUUAGGACUUUGCGUGUGGUUCGCAUCAUGCGCCUUGCGCGCAUCCUACACUUGGUUGUGGAGCUCCGUACCAUGGUCUCCUCCAUCGUGGCGUCGCUGAAACCGCUCUUUUGGGCCACACUGCUUUUCUCUAUGCUCAUCUACGCGGUCGCCGUCGCGAUGACACAGAUGGCAAAUGAGUUCAGGGCAGAGAAUCGCGGCGUGGAUACCGAGUUGAACAGGUAUUUCAGUAGUCUGGGCACAGCGGCCUUGGCGCUGUGGGAGUGUAUUUCCGGUGGGAUGGAUUGGCAGGACCUCGCGCAACCGAUGAUUGAGAAUGUCUCCCCCAUCAUGGGCUUGUUUUUUUCUGCAUAUGUUGCUUUUUCUAUGCUGGCGAUGAUGAAUGUCAUUACAGGUAUUUUUGUGGACAAUGCCAAGACCUAUGCGCAGCAAGACAAGGACACCUUUGUUGUGCGACACGUGCUCAAUCUCUUCAAACAGAGCAAUUUGGGCGAGUCCACUGCUAUUGAUUGGAUUGACUUCCAGGCGAAAUUGGAUACGCGCGAGCUACAGGAGCUUUUUGCUGCAGUGGAGGUCGACGUGGCAGAUGCGAGGAGUCUAUUCAAGCUCAUUGAUACUGAUAACAGCGGCAGCGUUACACCAGAGGAGCUGAUGAGAGGCUGGCUCCGGCUCCAGGGCCCGGCGAAGGCAUUGGACUUGGCCUUGUUGCUGCGCGACUGCACAAGAAGCUUUGACUCCACCCAGAGGCAACUACAUGACCUUCGCGUGGGUGUGUCGUGGCUUCUUCGGUCAAUGGAAACCAGCUUGUUCCCAGAUGAUCCUACCUCUCCGCAGCUUGAGCACGCGCCAGCAGAUCUGCUCCAAGAGCCUGUCAGAUCUUUCACGUUGACGCCGGAUCCUAGUCCAACGCCAAGGAAGGGGGAGCUCCGACCACCAUCUCCUGUUGGCUUUCCCAGUCCGCGGUUGCCUGGAUCCCGCAGCUCGGGUUUCGGCCUUGCCCCGGAGCGAGGACGCGAUGGACAGAACUACAAGUACCAGGUGUUGCCGCAAAGCUGA